AUGGCCGAGGGUGAUGUGGUGAGUCCCUUGACGGGCGAAAAUCUCGUUCCGCAAGGUGUUCGUCGCGACGCGACCACACCACAACAAAAUCAACAAGUAUCACAACAAGCAGUAAUCAAGCCAACAAAGCAGCAACUACAACGUGGAAUUGAGGACCACGCAAAUCAAGGACUCAUGACGAUGGAGCAACUCGCAAAAGCAUCAAUUUUGAUGCAACGAUACAUACAAAUCAAUGGCAACGACAAGCUCGAUAAUCCGUAUUCACGGAUGUACGUGCAGCAGGCCAUUAACUUUGCAACCUCGCAAGGCGAGCGUAUGGACGCGUUUGCGGAGCUUAAGGGGCUGCUUGAGCAAGUCCUACAGGACAUCGCCGUGAUCCGUACAACAACAACGCAGGCAUCCAAAUCAAGCGCUACAACGGGACUGUCUAGCGACUCCGCUAUCCUCUGGAAAACCUACCAAUCUCAAAGCAGUGGCGUGGGUUCGUCCACCCCCGGUGUGAGCCAUGCAGAGCUGGGCAUGGACUGCGAAAUCGUGGUAAAGAUUCGGGACGAUUCCGAUCGUGCGAACGUACGGAAGAUGCAACCAGCCGAUAUCGUGAACCGUGCUGAACGAGCCAGGGCUCAAGCAGCGAAGAGCACUCCAAGCCUGCCUCUAGCCGGUCACGCCUUUAUCGCCGCACGACACCUGCCAUCCGGUGAUAUCAGCUUACGGGCGAAUCACGCCGCAGGUGCGGAGGUCCUCCGCCAGCACGGCAAGAAUUGGGUUCACGCGUUUGGGAAGUCAGCCUACGUACGUGUUCCUACAUGGGGAAUCGUCAUUGAUGGCAUGCCAAUGCAAUUCGUGGAUAUGAGUGAGGGAUUCAAGGGGGCACUUAUUGCUGAGAAUCAGGAUUGGGGACAGGGAUACGAGAUUGAGAUCGCGCACGUGGGAUGGCUUACAAAGCCAAAAGGCUACUCCGGGUCACUCGUGGUCGAGUUCACAAACUUAGUCGUCGCCAAUAACGCGAUUCGCAAGGGUACAGUUUGGCAUUCCCAUUCUCUCACCAACAGGUCCUAUUGCAAAGAGGGCAGGUGCAAGAUGUGUAAGAAGUGCCAAAAAUACGGGCACGUGCAAGCCCAGUGCCCAAAUCGAAAGUAUCAAUGUGGACUUUGCGCGGAAGAGCACCCGACCUGGGAGUGCCCUUCUAAACGGAGUAGGGAUUUGACGUACAAAUGUGCCAAUUGCAAAGGCCCGCACAAGGCUUCGAGCGACAGCUGCCCGAUCCGAAAGCAGGAGACAGCGCGUGCUUGUCAUGCCCUCCUCAUGAAUAGCACUGAACAUCGCGUCCCACAGUAUUUACAAGCAAGAAUGAUGCAACAGAACACUGAUCCAACACCAAGCGAAGCGGCUAAGAUAGCAGCUUCAAAGAAGGCGCAGCAACAACAACAAGCCCAAUCCCAGCCUCCGAAAAAGGUCACCAAAAAGGCGGCGUCAACGGCAAAGAAUGCGAAGGGUAAGAAGGCUCAACAAGCUGCAAAGAGCGCUCCCACACCAGCUCUGGAGACAGCUCGCGCCCCAGCUCCCGAGCCAGCUCCGGAGCAUGAAAUCGUACCAACAAUUGAUCGCCCAGCAACACCAGAUGCCCCAACGGCACCUCAACCACCACGAAUGAGUGUACGCGGACCUACAAAGGCUAUCCCAUUCAUGCCUAGCGCUGCUGAGAAGCGACCUCGAGGACGACCUCCUAAAUCAAAAUCGUCAACCAACGACAACCAGGAAGCGGAACCUCGUGAGCAUAUCGACACUGCCUUGACUGCAAGCCAGCCAAAUCCACCAACAACAAUCAACCUAGCGUUACUUAGCAACCCUGAUCCCAUCGUAUCAACCGCACCAACCACGUCAAAUGCGCCAAUCACGACAACCGCGCCAAAAGCACUGAGAUCACGGGGUCUCGCUCAACUGGUUGAUAUGCGUCAAGAUCCGGAGCAGCCACUUCGCGAGCAACGCCGCCGUGAACGGUCCCGAUCCCAAUCGUACGAUAACGCGCCUUUGCCACCGCCUUUACCGCCUAUGAACAUGCACAUUGACGACGAUAACUGCGUCGUACUCGACAGCGUGUUUAGCUUCCAAGAAAUUGAUAGCGGAGAGCUCAAUUCUGAUGCGCGUAGGGAGAUGUUAUCCCAGUUCACCGGCAACAAUAACAGCCGCAGAUGGCGCCCCAACAAUGGUCCAAUCCAGGAAGAGGACGUGGAUAGAGUCCUAGCGGAACAGGGCUACGUGAUGAGCAUAUCGACACAAUCUACUCCAGACCCUGCCCAAUGGUAG
Messenger RNA from Talaromyces marneffei, 2307 nucleotides. RefSeq lists its product as uncharacterized. Gene Ontology annotation, molecular function: zinc ion binding; nucleic acid binding. The coding region runs from base 1 to 2307 and encodes 768 amino acids. NCBI's taxonomy places the organism in Eukaryota, Fungi, Ascomycota, Eurotiomycetes, Eurotiales, Trichocomaceae. The transcript is spliced from 2 exons. The record is from RefSeq and is a predicted model, not a curated record.